AUUAAUAUGAUCAGCUGCUAGGUGUGAACUCCAAGAAAUUGUCAAUUUGUUAUUACUUUUGAAAAAUGAAUUAAAUCGAGCUCUUGAUAAACUCUGCAGUGGAUCGCCACAAGGCAACCGUAGGGAAAGUCGUGGAAUUGGCAGCAAUGUCGGCGACAACCUUUCAGGAAUUGCAAUACUUGGCAGGUUCCUCAAAGGCAUAGGACCUUUCCGCGACUCGGAUCAUUUUGGGAGAAGGAUGUUCCCCAGAGUUCAGACAAAAGUGUGUCGAAUUGUUUCCGAUUUUUGUCGUGAGGUUAUCCUCCAACUUGCUGGCGACUAUCUACCUCCCGAUUUUCUCGCCCAGGAGAAGAUCACCGAAACAGUCAAGGGAUUUAAGAGCACUGGGUUUCCCCAGUGCCUUGGAGCAAUUGAGAGAUGCCACAUCAAGAUAAGUCCGAAAUUACAGGAUGCUGAGGCUUUCCGAAACAAUGUGGCCCUUUUCGCAUUAGUAGAUUUUCGUUACAGAUUUUCUUACAUAAGUAUUGGAAGGCCCGGUAAAAGCCACGAUUCACAUAUAUAUGGUUUUAAGCGGGAACUAAUUGAGUCGGAUUUGCGUAGAGAGAAUGCCAAGUCUGUUCAGGGAGUUUGGGUGCCACUACUACUAGUGGGAGACUCCGCAUCAAGAUUUUCCAGGCACGUCAUGAAACCAUAUCCCUCUUCCAUGGUCGCAACUCCAGAGCAGAGAGCCUUUAAUUACCACCUAACAAGGGGUGACAUCAAAAAGCUGUGGUUUUUGUUUCAAAAGUUAGAGCCGAUACGGUCUUACUAUUUUUGUUAAAAGUAGCCAAAUCUGGCGAAAUAUAGCUGACGCGCCACCUCCA
Molecule: messenger RNA, 863 nt
Organism: Drosophila biarmipes
Lineage: Eukaryota; Metazoa; Arthropoda; Insecta; Diptera; Drosophilidae
Exons: 5
Coding region: 239-820 (193 amino acids)
Source: RefSeq, a predicted model, not a curated record